Molecule: messenger RNA, 2219 nt
Organism: Sphaeramia orbicularis (orbiculate cardinalfish)
Lineage: Eukaryota; Metazoa; Chordata; Actinopteri; Kurtiformes; Apogonidae
Gene: ppm1la
Product: protein phosphatase, Mg2+/Mn2+ dependent, 1La
Exons: 4
Coding region: 541-1632 (363 amino acids)
Biological process (GO): protein dephosphorylation
Molecular function (GO): cation binding; protein serine/threonine phosphatase activity
Source: RefSeq, a predicted model, not a curated record
AGUUUAACACAGCUUCAGCACAGGGGAGGUGUGUGUGUAUGUGUGUGUGUGUGUGCGAAGAAUGUUAUGUUGAUGCGGAGGGUGAACAGACUCAUAUCCAAGAGAAGAAACGGGGUCAUUCGUGGAAAAGGAGGACAUCUCCGAGUCACGUCGUCGACUAUCGCCCCCGGUGACUCCCGUGUCUCUCAGUGGGGUGGGUCUAACCCAAAAAAUCCAUCAUCCUACAAUGGGCAGAGGGAGAUCGUCUCAGCUGGUAGAAUUCUCUUGUAAGUGCUGGUCCGAGAGCCGAGGAUAGGACCAAGACCUGGGACUGAGUCAAUGAGAUAGUCUGUCCGCCUGCGCCCUGCGCCUCCCGGCCCAGUGUCUGUGGCAGCAGCCGCACGGUGCGUAAAUGCGCUCGGUUCCAGAGAGGCACUGUAAAUGUUGAAAUCAGGUCUUUGUCAGACAUCGUGGUAGUGAAUCGAUUUUCUGAUAGUUCCGGUGAGCGGAUGGAGUGAAUUGUGCAGAGGAGAGAGACAGACCGCAGUUUGGUUGCGUGUGAUGAUAGGAGACACAAUGACGCUCUUGUCUCUUCUGGGUCGGAUCAUGCGUUAUUUUCUCCUCAGGCCGGAGACGUUGUUUCUGUUGUGCAUAAGUCUGGCUCUGUGGAGUUAUUUCUUCCACACGGACGAGGUGAAAACCAUCGUCAAGUCCAGUCGGGAUGCCGUGAAGAUGGUGAAGGGGAAAGUGGCGGAGAUGAUGCAGAAUGACCGGCUGGGAGGCCUCAGUGUUCUGGAUGCAGAGUUCUCCAAAACCUGGGAGUUCAAGAAUAACAACGUAGCCGUGUACUCCAUACAAGGGAGGAGAGAUCACAUGGAGGACCGCUUCGAGGUGCUCACCGACAUCACCAACAAGAGCCACCCGUCUAUAUUCGGGAUAUUUGACGGUCACGGUGGAGAGGCUGCAGCUGAUUAUGUGAAAGCCCACCUGCCAGACUCUCUGAAACAGCAGCUGCAGGCCUUCGAAAGAGAGAAGAGAGAGAGUGCUCUUUCUUACGCCAGCAUCCUUGAGCAGCGCAUCCUGACUGUGGAUCGUGAGAUGCUGGACAAGCUCUCUGCCAACCACGACGAAGCAGGAACAACAUGUUUAGUAGCCCUGCUGUCAGACAGAGAGCUCACGGUUGCCAACGUUGGAGACUCGCGUGGCGUUUUGUGCGACAAAGACGGGAACGCUGUUGCACUGUCGCAUGACCACAAACCAUAUCAACUGAAAGAGCGCAAGCGGAUCAAGAGGGCAGGAGGCUUCAUCAGCUUUAAUGGCUCCUGGAGAGUCCAGGGAAUCCUAGCAAUGUCCCGUUCUCUAGGUGACUAUCCCUUAAAGAACCUCAACGUAGUCAUCCCCGAUCCUGAUAUCAUGACCUUUGACCUGGAUAAACUGCAGCCAGAGUUCAUGAUACUGGCAUCCGAUGGGCUUUGGGACGCCUUCAGUAACGAGGAGGCCGUCCGGUUUGUCCGAGAACGCCUGGACGAGCCGCACUUCGGUGCCAAGAGCAUUGUUCUGCAGUCUUUCUACCGAGGUUGCCCCGACAACAUCACUGUCAUGGUGGUGAAGUUCAAAAGUGGGGCAGGGGGAGGUAGCAAAACAGGGGAGUAGAAACAGCAUGGAGAAAUAGAGCUCACACUAUGAUGAGUUUUUCUGUGAUAUCCCUCAUCUUCUGGGUGGAUCAGCCAGUAUAUGGUCACAGGACAACUGAGAAGAGAUGAAGUCUGAACACUGAGAACUGAACCGCACACACACAGACAUACACACAGACAUACACACAAAAACACACAAAGAUUUGUAUUUGAUUGCGAUAAGGGCAUUUAAACACAAAACAGAUCCCUUAACCAUCUGGUAAUAGAAUGAUGAACACAUUAGAACACAGAGGUGCAUACACAGGAAGUAAACAAACACCAAACAGGAGACUUCUGUAAACCAGCACACAUUAGACUGUGAUUGAUUUCUUACUGUUUACUGAACAUGCACAUGAAUGGUACAGCUCCACUGGGUUUUUUUUUUUUUUUCUUUUCAGAAGAGGCUUCAACUUGGUGCCUACUCAAGAACAACUGUGCAACAAUAGGAAGCUAAUGAAAAUGUAAAUGUAUCUGCAAAAACAACACCCUGCUUGCUGCAUUUUGAUGACACUCUCAAAUAUUGUCUGUUCCACUGUUGAAUGAAAACAGUCUAAAAAAUCUAAAAAA